Messenger RNA from Gasterosteus aculeatus aculeatus (three-spined stickleback), 4383 nucleotides. RefSeq names its product 6-phosphofructo-2-kinase/fructose-2,6-biphosphatase 1 (gene pfkfb1). NCBI's taxonomy places the organism in Eukaryota, Metazoa, Chordata, Actinopteri, Perciformes, Gasterosteidae. Gene Ontology annotation, molecular function: fructose-2,6-bisphosphate 2-phosphatase activity; ATP binding; 6-phosphofructo-2-kinase activity. Gene Ontology annotation, cellular component: 6-phosphofructo-2-kinase/fructose-2,6-biphosphatase complex; cytosol. The record is from RefSeq and is a predicted model, not a curated record. Gene Ontology annotation, biological process: fructose metabolic process; fructose 2,6-bisphosphate metabolic process.
GCGAAUGCCAAAACAAUACAAUACAAGACUCGCUGCGGCGGGGCUUCUACGACCGUGUGGUACAUGCAGGCCACGAGUGUGCCAAGUACCUCAGAGAUAUGAUACGCGGGUAAAAAUAGACUUGAGUAGUCAAAAUAAGUUCCAUUUAAACGCUGUUCAUAUCAGUAUUAGUGGUAGGGUGGUACAAAAACAAACAAAUGUACAGAGUGAGUAUUUUAUCCUCAGUUUAAGAGCAUUUGCUAAUACUUCUGAACUUUUUCUUCAGCUGUGAAGCAACGGAUACAUAUGCAUGAUAGGAAAUAGACAGUGGCACUAGAGGGUUGCCGCCUGGCAUCACUCACUUGGUUUCCAGGAAAGAACCGUUUGCACACUUCACGAGUGACUACAAUGUGACUUCCUGUGGUUGUGAAAGUGCCCCAACCAGAAAACUAUGGUAACAAAUUAUUCUCACUAGCAAGAAUGUUUUUUUCAUAACAAUGACCUACACAGAACACCGCCCAAGAACAACUGCCUGUUAGACUUUGAACUUUGGCCAAAAUUGGGUUGAUGAUUAUCCCUGUUUAAUGGACUGAAAGACAUUACGGUUUGACAUUAUGUCAUAUCUGAUCCUUUCUUUGGGUAUCGGGCAGGACACGGUUCUUUUGUUGUACACAGACAAAAGAUACACAGCUGAUUCUCCGUAGUUGUAGUAGUUUGCUUUGAGAGUUGAUGUCUCUGGAGACAUCAUGUCUUCAAAAGCAAUUACAUUGUUGCUGUACUCCAUGUCGAACUUUGACCUUUCUAAAAGCAUCUGUAUUCCAUCCAUGGCAGAGAUGAGGAGCUCGAUGCCGUUCUCAUACUACUCUAUGAUAUUUAAAGUUAGAAUCAGCUGCUGGUUAUCUGAGCAGGUAAAACGACUGCAAACGUGUAUUGAGCUUUUAGUGCCACUAGGCAGAUUUUGUCCUCUUUGACCAGAACUGGACUAGUUGUUUCCAGUCUUCAUGCAAAGCUGAGUGACUGAAUGUAGCUUCGUAUUGAUCAGACAGACAGAGGGGUAUUGACCCUCUCAUCCGGCAUCCCCCCCUCUCCUUUAAAGAGCAGAGGGACAACCUCCACGUGGCUCUCGACAUGGCGAUAGCGGUGUUGACAAUAAGAACAGUGCAAACUACGGCAACAGUGUCACGCGGUCGAGAGGAGCUAUCGAAGGUGACCAGCGAAUGAGCGCAGGGCAGCAUUUCAAUUGGCUCGUCACAGAAAUUAAUCUGCUGCCGAGCCGGUUGUGUCAACAAAAAAUACUUCACCGCUCGGGUAGACAUCACCCCGCUAUAUCUUUGGAUUGUAAAUCGUUCAUGUUGAGCGAUUAAUUCGCUGAAUUUGUAAUUUAGCACAUUUAAAUAUAGUUUUGCGGAAGGACAAUUUUACAUAUUUCAGAGGAUAGCGUUAAACAAUUUGCAUACAAGUCAAUAAUUGUUUCAUUUAAGUGCUGUUUGUAUCCGUAUCAGUAGCAGACCAGUGCAUGAUAUAUUCUCUAAAAGGAACAAAUGUACAGUAUGAGUAUUUUUCGGGGGGGACAAACAGACUGUGGGGGUCUCUCAUGUCUUCAUCAAGUGAUCAUUUCAAUUAUUCGGGUGUUGGUUGGACAGUGUCCUGUGUCAGUUUUUUGUUGCAAGUCAAUUGGCUGCAUUAAAAAAGGCUUAGUUCCCUCAAGCACACAGCAUUUCAAAAUGGCCAGAACAGUACCCGAGCCUUCUUACAGUAGAUUCAUUUAAAAAAAAUAUUGCACUGCAAGUCAAAGUACUGCAUUCAAGAUGUUACUAGUAAAAAUGAAUAAUCAGGAAACGUACUCAUUACAGAAAAUUGGCCCUUGUGACGGUCCACCACUAUAUAUUCUGUUAUAAGAUUAUUCCUGUUAUCAUUAUAAGCCGGAGCUGAAUGUUUUAGUUGGUUGAGCUCAUUUUAAACUAUGAACUAAAAAAGUUAUUUUUGCUUAUUGUUUUCUUCUUCAUUUAACUUUAAGUUUCACACUGCCCUCUAGUGGCAAGAAAGGAAAAUCACCACAACGCGCAUUCCCAGUUUGUCAAACAAACAGCUGGAUCGGUGCCAGCUGUGCUAAUCUGAAUUCAAGGGAGGUUCCCCAUCGCUGUUUAACUCCUUUCAGAUGCCUCUGUUGCUCUUAUUCUGCCUAAGAAACCAGCUGUGUCCCCGCACCAGCUGAGCACGGUGUACACGCAUGCUCCUCUGCUGUUUGACGGGACAGAGAUUUUGGCAGCUCUCCUACGGGCCUUUUUUUUUUUUUAAUCUUGAAACCGACUGAGAGGCAGACUAGCAGCCUCAGUUCCUCCCCCUUCCUGCCUACCAAGUACUUCUCCUUAAUAACAGUCAGCUGACCUGCAGUAGUGCUCAGGGAAGCACAUACAUGCACGCAGAUCACAGAGCCUCAGUCGCUCUGUCCUGAACCUGCCAGUAAGGCCUCAUGGCUCUCACAGUUAACACAGAGCAGAAGAAACUCACCCAGACUCCCCUGCUCAAGAUCUGGGUGCCAUGGAUGGGCUGCAGCUUGAACCGCAGGAGAGGAUCCUCGGUGCCUCAGUUCUGUAAUUCUCCCACAAUGAUCGUGAUGGUGGGGUUGCCGGCCAGAGGAAAGACGUACAUCUCCAAGAAGCUCACGCGCUACCUAAACUGGAUCGGAGUCCCGACAAAAAUGUUUAACGUGGGCCAGUAUCGAAGAGAAGCCGUUAAGAUCUAUAAGAACUUUGAGUUCUUUAAACCUGACAAUGAGGAGGCCAUGAAGAUCCGCAAGGCCUGUGCAACAGCUGCCCUGAAGGACGUCGCUGCCUACUUCUCAAAGGAACAGGGACAAGUAGCCGUGUUUGAUGCUACCAACACCACAAGGGAGAGGAGGGCAAUCAUCCUUAGUUAUGCAAAAGAGAGGGGCUACAAAGUGUUCUUUGUGGAGUCGAUCUGUGAUGACCCAGAAAUCAUUGCAGAAAACAUUAAGCAAGUAAAGUUUGGGAGUCCAGAUUACGUAGAUCGUGACAUAGAUGAGGCAUUGGAAGAUUUCAGCCGGCGAAUUGAGUGUUACAGGGCCAGCUACAUGCCUAUGGACGACGAGGAAGACAGGAAGCUCUCUUACAUCAAGAUCUUCGACGUGGGCAGUAGAUAUCUGGUGAACCGGGUUCAGGACCACAUUCAAAGCAGGAUAGUCUACUACCUCAUGAAUAUCCACGUCACACCGAGGUCCAUUUACCUGAGCCGCCACGGAGAGAGCGAACUCAACCUGUUAGGGCGCAUCGGUGGAGAUUCAGGCCUCUCGCCGAGGGGACAGAAGUAUGCCAACGCCUUGGCGACCUUCAUCAGAGGUCAGAAUAUCCGCGAGCUGAAGGUGUGGACGAGCCACAUGAAGAGGACCAUCCAGACUGCAGAAGCUCUAGGAGUACAGUACGAACAGUGGAAGGCCCUCAACGAGAUAGACGCUGGUGUAUGCGAGGAACUAACCUACGAAGAGAUCCAGGAGAACUUUCCCGAAGAGUUUGCACUAAGAGACCAGGACAAGUAUCGCUAUCGUUACCCAAAGGGUGAGUCCUAUGAAGACCUUGUACAUCGUCUAGAGCCGGUGAUCAUGGAGCUGGAGAGGCAGGAAAACGUUCUGGUUGUCUGCCACCAGGCCAUCUUUCGCUGCCUGUUGGCCUACUUUCUAGACAAACCCGCAGAUGAGCUACCUUAUCUAAGAUGCCCUCUUCACACAGUGCUCAAACUCACACCAGUAGCUUACGGAUGUAAAGUUGAGUCGUUUUUCCUCAAUAUUGAAGCAGUAAACACACACAGAGAAAGGCCAGUGAACGUGGACAUCAACAGGAACCCAGAGGAGGCUCUGCUGACUGUUCCUGAACACGUGUGAAUGCUGUUUUGUAAAGAAGUGACUACAGUCAAGCGAAGCUAAAUGUUUUGCCACGUAUUACCUUGACUAAAUAUUAGAGAUGUCCUCCAGUGAAAGGCUGGUUGUGAGAAAAUGGACUCUGAGUCUAGACGACGUGAGCAGGACAAAGCUGGAGAUAAUGUUUAAAACAUUACUGCGACAACUUCCUGUUACUUUCUGACUACAGUUGUGUUUUUUGUGACUUCUUUGUUUACAAAUGAUUUAGGGACAAUAACAAUGCACCUUGUUUCGAGGAUGAGAGGAAAACACUACAAGUUUGUAGUGAGCUGGUCAUUGCAUGGAUAAUGCUUCGCCGAUCACUUCAUUUUAAAGGUGGUGAUCAGCACCAUGGACAGCACCCAAACAAACAAGACAUGUUGAUUUGGGCGCUUUACUGUUGCCGAUGUGACACCAGACUUCAGACAGGGUUUAAGGAAAUAAUGUGAAUAAAUAAACAUGGCAAGAUGUUGCUCGGAAAAUAAAUCCAA